Molecule: messenger RNA, 2538 nt
Organism: Penicillium brasilianum
Lineage: Eukaryota; Fungi; Ascomycota; Eurotiomycetes; Eurotiales; Aspergillaceae
Source: the annotation of a GenBank genome assembly
AUGAAAGCAGACUACAUUCUGCUUUGGCCAGUCCUACUUGGACUUGUCGGAGCAAACCCAAUUGCCUUGGAAGCUAUCUAUUCAGGAUCAACAACAACUGCGAAGUCCAAUAAUGUGAAAGCAAAGUCUAAAACUGGCACUUCCUCCACGAAAACGAAUACCAAUGCAGCGAGUACAGCAACAAGCUCGUGGCGUUUCCAGCACUCGGGCGACUGGGUGAACAUCCCAUGCAAUGGAAAAGAUACUGAUAUCACCGUUGGUACCUUCAUGGAUAAGUGGAACUCAGCAAAGGUGCCCACGGCUUGGUCUCAACUCUUCAACGACUUCAAAGCGUAUCGGGACCAAAACGAGAACAAAGCUGGUGGUGGCGGGCCGGUCAGACUGGACUCGUACUUGUGGAAUGCCUUCAGCAUCAACACUGAUCCUCAGUGCUCUGUGCAUGAUGCUCCUUGUGCUCCCCCAGAAUGUGGCAAGAAUCAGUUCCCCGCUGCCGCGGAAUACAUUCUUAGCUCGUUCUCUUAUCUUCACCAGGCUAUUACGACUGUCUGGGACUCCGUUAUUACCAACCAGAUCAUCUCUCAAGGAAACAUGUUGAAUUUCGUUCAAUCCUUCGCGGAGAGAAAGAACACCGCUGAUGAGAAGACCUUAAAGCUUAUUCUGGACAGUAUCACGUUUGUUCUUGGGCUAGGAUCUGCAGUGGUGUGGAAUGAUAUUCUCAAAGAGGCCAAGGUCUUUCCACAAUACCUGAACAAGGCUAAGGGCCAGAGAUUCCCGAAGAACGGGAAAGCACCUGAAGGCGCUAAGGGUUCCGAGGGCAAUUCUCGGUCAGUCUGGAAAGAUGUUUCGAGUGCAUCAAUUGCCUAUGCCAUGAUUAAUGGCAAGGAUAGCCUGUCCACCCCAGUCGACGCUAUCACCGAAAUCACGGGUAAAAUGGCGUGGUACGCCAGUAGCUACUUCAACUCAACCAUUAUUGGUAUCCAAAACCAGCUCACCGAUAUCAUGUGGGCCAACGAUACCAAGAACCGCGACAAAAUUGAUCAAAUGAUGGAGGGUGGUGGCAUGUUUAACAUGUCGGGUUUGACUGAUUCGAGUUGGUCUGACCUGCAAUUUGAUUUGAAGAGUUUAUUUUGGGGAAGUAUGCUUCCAGAGGUCUGGGAGAAUUCUGAAGAGCCUAUGAAUCCGUUCAUCUUACGACUAGGCCCCGAGCACUGGAAGUGCGGCGAUGAUGUCCAAGUUGGGGGUGGCACUGGACUGAAGGUCAGCUCUUGGAACCCUGGAAGGUAUAUGAACCCAGGAACCAAUGUUGGAACUCACUGGUGUGACAGUAGCGAUCUCUCCAAGUCUGCUACUUUCUGGCUUUUGAAUGCCAAUUACCCAAAAUGCAAGAGUUGCAUCAAUAAUGACUGGCAGCCAUUUACGGCGCUGAAAGGAGGUGACAAUGUCACGCUGGACGGUGAAAGAUGGGGAAUAUCGCUUGAGGAUAUCGUUGCUUCGAGCUAUGGGGGUUUCUUGAAGAAUGGUAAACGCAACGGCUAUUCACUUCAAUCCGGUGAUUCGGUUGUCGUCGACGAGGACUGGGAUUUGAUAGAUUAUGGAUGGCCUAUGCUCGGCAAUGUCCAGACUCCAGAUCCUGCGGAAGCGAAAGCAAACAUUAUGAACUUGGUUCAUCCUCCAUGUGGUGCACAACCGAAGGAUGUCGAGGACGUGUCCGGUGGAGAAAAUUCGGAUGGUUACGUCCCAGGGUGGUGCACGAUCCACAUCACUCAGUUCCAACCUGAUCAGUACAAGCAAGGAACCCACAAGGACUUUGAAUACAUCAAUCCGCUGAACGAAUACCAGAUAGCAGUCACCAUCAUGGGCGGCGACAAUACCCCUCUUGUUUACGCUACCAAGCAACCAGUUGACGGCUCUCUCCAAAUCGACAGCAAACUGCCUUAUCCCGUCAUCGUGCAAGACAGUUACAAAGGAUCCGACGGCAAAGACAUGCUCUCAUUCUGGUACAAUAAUCAGUGGUGGUUAGAAACCGAUCAACAACACCAAUGCAACAUCGGGGCAUUCGACAAUGGCAAGCGCGAAGGCUCCUGCGGGUUCACCUGCAAUAAUCCAGACCAAGAUCCGAAAAAAGAUCCUCCUCGCACUGCACCAGCAAACCCCGUCAAAGCAUUCGAGGGUACCGGGACACCACAAUCAUUUGGUAAUGCCAAAGACUAUACGAAGGGAAAGUGUGAGUUACACAUUCGACAGUACCAGCAGAAUGAGAUGAUCAAUGAUCUCAACGCUGGGACGUAUGCAUUGGAACUUACGCUGUACGAUAAUGAUGCUGCGCUCAUUGCGUAUACCGAGAAGACGAAUCGUGCGGGGGGUGACACGAAGAACACCGUUAAUAUCCAGGGUCCGCUGCAAUGGCUUAUUACUUGCUAUAGUGCGAAGGAUGAUUCGACGUCGCCGACUUGCAAGUAUGGGGCACAGGACCUUACGCCUAGUCAUGAAGAUUUCAAGAACGGGCUUCGAGAUUUUGGCGUCAAGUUCAAUUGUUAA